This is a messenger RNA of Drosophila novamexicana, 962 nucleotides long. RefSeq names its product methyltransferase-like protein 22. The record is from RefSeq and is a predicted model, not a curated record. Gene Ontology annotation, molecular function: protein methyltransferase activity. Gene Ontology annotation, biological process: protein methylation. Gene Ontology annotation, cellular component: nucleus. The transcript has a single exon. The coding region runs from base 118 to 951 and encodes 277 amino acids. NCBI's taxonomy places the organism in Eukaryota, Metazoa, Arthropoda, Insecta, Diptera, Drosophilidae.
CAGCGUCGCCAAACCAAGCAUAAAAAUUGUCAAUGUCGCUUGCUUAUUUACGAUUUUGGCAAAUUGCCAGCAAAUCAGGCGAAUUAUUAGUUAAAUGUGUCGCACAACACCCGCGCCAUGUAUACGGUCAAGUCGGAAAUCUACAGUGAGACCAACUAUCAGACAACACACAGUGCAGACGGUCACAUUGUCUCCAAAUUCCGUUUUCGUUAUCCUAACGUGAAGGAUGACAACGCCAAAGCAACUGUAGACCAUGAUGGUGACCUUGAGGUGCAGCGUCCCAGGCGCGGCACCAUUGAACUUGAGCAUUCCGAUGCCACAGAGCUGAAAUUGGUGGGGCUGCAGGUGUGGCGCGGUGCACUGCUGCUGGCUGAUUAUGUGUUCCAUCAGCGCGAAGAGCUGGCCAGCAAGACGUUGAUGGAGCUGGGCGCUGGCGUGGGACUCACCAGCAUUGCGGCCGCCAUGCACAACGGCGGCCAGGUCUACUGCACGGAUGUGAAUCUCGGCAGCAUACUGCAGCUAAUGCGUCGCAAUGUGCAGCGCAAUGCCCAGCUGCUCCGUGGCCAGGUGUCGGUGCUCGAGUAUGAUUUCCUGGCACCCAAGUCCAAGCUGAGCGCUGAGCUGCUCGCGGCCAUUGAUGCCAGCGAUGUGAUAAUGGCAGCGGAUGUCAUCUAUGAGGAUACGCUGACCGAUGCUUUCGUGGCCGUCAUGGAGCACAUCCUUGCACGUGGCAAGCAGUCGGGCAGGCCCAAGUGCAUCUAUGUGGCCAUGGAGAAGCGUUACGUCUUCACCCUGGAGGACUGCGACUCUGUGGCGCCCAUGUGGGAGCACUUUCUCAGGCAGACGGCGCACAAGCCGUGGCUCAUGGAGCAGCUUCCGCUGGACUUUCCACAGUAUUUCGAAUACGAGCGUUGUCCGCAGCUGAUCCUGAUGCGCAUUACUUGCCGCUGAUCAGAGCCCUU